Molecule: messenger RNA, 2142 nt
Organism: Drosophila subobscura
Lineage: Eukaryota; Metazoa; Arthropoda; Insecta; Diptera; Drosophilidae
Gene: Ir62a
Exons: 1
Coding region: 87-1886 (599 amino acids)
Source: RefSeq, a predicted model, not a curated record
AUUGAAGAUCGUAUCUUUAAGGACAGCCCGAACGCUGGCGGGCAACCCGGUUCAGUUUGGGUCUGACUCUUCCCCUGAAUGGAAGCAUGUGGCUCCGGUUUGUGGUGAUUCUGCUGCUGCUUCUGCCGCAUCAGAGCAGAGCGCUGGAGAUGAACUUUACGCUGCCCGGGCAGCUGGCCUUGUUUUUGGACCAAAUUGGAUGUGUGCAUCGGCUGCAUGACAUCAGCAUUGUCAACAGCAGAGACUCCAUCAGCGCCGACUAUCUGGAUGGGCUACAUCGUCAGCUCAGGGCCAAUGGGAGCAUGCACUUCCAGCUGCUGCCACAAAUGACGGCCACAGAUGCGCACGCGAGAGUGCGCUUCAGUGCGCUGCAGGAUGAAGACUCGCUGUAUGUGGUGUUUGCCCGGGACUCGAGGGAUCCGGUGAUUCAAUUGCAGGCGAAACGGGCACGCGGACGCCGCUACAGCAAGACGCUGUUUCUGCUGCAGAAGGAGGAACCGCUGCCCGCUCUGGAGGAGUUCUUUAAGCUGCUCUGGCAGCUGCAGUUUCGCUCCGCUCUGGUGGUGGUGGCCCAGCGAUUUUUAUACCAAAUGGAUCCCUAUCCAAAGUUGAGAAUUAAACGGCUCUCGCACUACGAUCUGAUGGAGAUAUUUCCCCCACCGAAUGGCAGGAACCUCAACGGCUACGAGCUGCAUUUGCCCGUGCAGCUGGAUGUUCCGAACACCUUCUGGUCGCAGGAUACGCUCAACCAUCAAUGGCGCUUGGAUGGAGCGGGUGGCGUAAUGCUCAACCAACUGAUGGCACAUCUGAAUGUCAGCCUGAAGGUGUAUCCCCUGUCGGUGAAUGGCUCGCAGUGGCUGAACAUGCCGGCCAUUAUCGAGUUGAUAGCCAGCAAUCGCAUCGAGCUGAGUGUCCAUUUGUACGACACUAUGCAGGCGUCCAAGCGGGUGGACUACUCCUAUCCGGUGCACCUGGAGACGCGCUGUUUUAUGAUACCCAAGGACAACGAGAUCUCGCGUACGCUGUACAUCUUUCUGCCCUUUCAGUGGUCCGUGUGGCUGAGCGUUCUGCUGACGCUGCUCGUGGUGCACUUUGUCGGCGUGCGUCGCUUUGUGCCGGACUCCCAGCUGUGGGCACUGAUGGGAGUGCCUGGCUGCCGCCUGAGUGGCUGUUAUCAGCAUCACAUACACCGGACUGUGAGCUGCUACCUGGUGCUGUUUGGAAUCUGCCUGAUCUACCAGCUCUACUCCACGAAGCUCACAUCUUUCCUGACGGUGUCGUUGAGCCACAAGUUGGCCAGCAGCUUGGAGGAGAUUCUGCGCCUGCCGUACCCCAUUCUCGCACAGCCCUUGGAUGUGCAGCACAUUGUGGGCUCCUUUGGCCAUGCGGAGGAGUUUGGUCGCAUGUUUAGCCUCACGGAUGCGCAGACCUUUGCGCGGCGUCGCCUCAACAUGGAGCCGGGCUACAUCUAUCCGAUUAGCAGACUUCGCUGGAAGUUCUACAACAGGCAGCAGCGUUCGCUCAAGACGAAGCUCUUCUACUUGUCGUCGCUGUGCCAUGGCACCUUUGCCUAUCAGUUUCAGCUGCGCAUUGACUCGCACUUCAAGGAUCCGCUGCAUCGUUUCUCGCUGCACGUGCAGGAGGCGGGCCUGACGAAUGUGUGGCUGGACAGGUGCUAUUACAGCGCACGCCGCUUGGGCUACGUUCGAGAGUUCACCACCGCCGAGGAGUUACUUAAGGAUGUGCGUCCGUUGGCCUUCAAUCUGAUGGCGCCGGCCUUUAGUCUCUUUUUGUUUGGCCUUUUGGUCAGUUUUGUGGUCUUUCUGGUUGAGAUUCGACCGCAGUCCUGUUGUCGGAAGGCUAGUAGCAAUAGUAGCACCCACUAACCGCACCCAACCAACCCAUUACCCCUCCUCCCUAUAUUUAUAUUCAAAUCGGAACCAAACUAAUGCAUUUUACGUAGCCCAUUCCUAACCGCGCGAACCAAAAACCCAACGGAAAACUCUAUUUUAAUUAACUUUAUGUAUCCAUCGGCGAUCCACCACUCAAUCAAUCAAUCAACGAACUGCAAUUGGAUCUAACCCAAAAUGAAUGUCAAAAUUGCGCAAACAAAUUCAAAAAUUCCAUCCACAUCGAUCGUUU